Messenger RNA from Alternaria rosae, 680 nucleotides. RefSeq lists its product as uncharacterized. The transcript has a single exon. The record is from RefSeq and is a predicted model, not a curated record. The coding region runs from base 96 to 635 and encodes 179 amino acids. Lineage: Eukaryota; Fungi; Ascomycota; Dothideomycetes; Pleosporales; Pleosporaceae.
GCCUCGCUUACUUCUGAGUAUAAGUAUUGUCGUCGGUUCAAUCACCUUUCGUUCAACCACCAGUAAUUUCAACCGACCCUGCCUCUACUAUCUCGAUGGACGAUCAACACCUCCUUCCCCUUCUCGCUUGCGGCGACUCGAAGCGCGCAAACUUGGACAAGGUUUCGAUCCUUGAUCUGCCAGCCGAACUUCGCAAUCAGAUAUACGGCUACUUAUUCGAGUUUUAUGUCCCAAUCUGUAUAUAUCACGAGGCAUGUCGUUUGGAUCCAAUUGGUCGGCUGCAAAUGCGUCUCGACUCCGGCGUACGGAUUCCUGUAGCUUUCUUUGCAUCGUGUCGAACAGGGCAUCGUGAAGCAGUUUCUGCCUCUUACUCUGGCAAUACUUUCGCUAUAGGACUCGACCGUAGCAGUACCUACCCCGUACCAUUCAACCAUGGUAAUACCUUUUCUAUGGGAUGCAACAGCUACUGUUCUCCAAGUACCGCAGCCUUACAUCGCGUUCCCAUCGAAUUGCCUGGCGCUCUCUUCGCACGUCUUGGUACACAAGCGUGCUGGCUAAAGAAAAUUGUGCUUGACCUCGCAGAUCUUCAGAACGCAAGCUUUUACAAAGGUAGUGCGCUAGGGUCGCAUAUCUAGAAUGUUGCUGAUGACAGUCGGCUUGCACUAUUCAAGAUUACUCCU